AUGCAGAUCUUCGUCAAGACCCUCACCGGCAAGACCAUCACCCUCGAGGUUGAGUCUUCCGACACCAUCGACAACGUCAAGUCCAAGAUUCAGGACAAGGAGGGCAUUCCCCCAGACCAGCAGCGCUUGAUCUUCGCCGGCAAGCAACUCGAGGACGGCCGCACCCUCUCCGACUACAAUAUCCAGAAGGAGUCCACCCUCCACCUCGUCCUCCGUCUGCGUGGCGGUAUGCAGAUCUUCGUCAAGACCCUCACCGGCAAGACCAUCACUCUCGAGGUUGAGUCUUCCGACACUAUCGACAACGUCAAGUCCAAGAUUCAGGACAAGGAGGGUAUUCCUCCUGACCAGCAGCGUCUGAUCUUUGCUGGAAAGCAGCUUGAGGACGGCCGUACACUCUCCGACUACAACAUUCAGAAGGAGUCUACUCUCCACCUGGUUCUUCGCCUCCGUGGUGGUAUGCAGAUCUUUGUCAAGACCUUGACGGGAAAGACGAUUACACUGGAGGUCGAAUCAUCGGAUACGAUUGACAACGUCAAGUCAAAGAUUCAAGACAAGGAGGGUAUUCCACCAGACCAGCAGCGACUCAUUUUCGCUGGAAAGCAGUUGGAAGAUGGCCGGACUCUGUCUGACUACAACAUUCAGAAGGAGUCGACGCUGCACUUGGUGCUCCGUCUUCGUGGAGGCCACGACACCAAGAGCGGCAGCUCGAGCGGGCCGAUCUGGCACCCGACCGCGGGGAGCAGCAUCUUCGAUAUCCUCCCAUCCCACCCCCACCGCGGCGACGAACUGGCCCUGUCUAGUUCCUUGAAGAAGCGCGAGAAGCAAAAGCGGACAGACGAGCUCGAACAAUACCUGCCUCCAGAAGACCGUCGCUUCCUUCCAAAGCCCCCCGCCAGAGUCAUCGACUGCGGCCCGUCGAGACCCAUUCCCCCAGCAGCCGGGGAGGACGACGGUGAUAUCUUGCUGCUGAACACGACCAGUCGGAGGGAAAGGUCUAGAAGCUUUCCUCCUCCGGGCCACCUUGCUGGGAUCGGGCCUCGAGCAGCGGCCAAAGACUGGCGGUUUGGACCUAUACGUAUAGAAAGCUUCGACGUUCCCGACGGCUUCCAGGGCGACAGCUCCGAGCCCUCUUGUCUCGCCAUGGCAGGCAGUGCCCAUCCCUCCCCAGCCGCCUCGCUGGGUCCAAACCUUGGAGGACCAGGAACGGAUACAAAGGGCGAGUUUGUGCCCCCGGCUGGCAAGAAAACAGACGCCGGGUGGGGAAUAGUGCACCUCUACCGUGAGCCUCACGAGCUCGGGGUCACGGGCAACUCAACCGAGAGCCUCAGCGGUGGCGAUGGCACAAUCCUCUGCAUUCCUGCUGUGCCCGGCUACCUAUCGCCGAUUGGGUUUCUGAACUUCGUUGGGCGGAAGUGGAUGGCGCACGUUGCACAUUACCGAAUGCUCAUGACCAGCGUCCUGGGCACUUAUAUGGUUUUGAUCAAGUGCUGGGAUCACGAUUCUGCCGAAGCCUGGAGGAAGGAAUUCGACGGCAAGGCUUUCGGACCCAUGCGGGAGGAGGGCAUCUGUCACGUCACCUUCAUCAAAUCCAUCACUAUCGAGACACCAUCCCAGCCGACGGCAAGCUCUUCCAAGGGCUCCGCUGUAGGCCACCUCGGCUCGCUUAAGCCGUUCCCUCCGCCGACCCCGGAUCUUGUCGAGCUCCCUACGUGUACAGUAUGCCUCGAGCGCAUGGACGACACCUCGGGGCUCAUCACAAUCCCAUGCCAGCACGUCUUCCAUUGCACGUGCCUGCAGUCAUGGACGGGAUCUGGCUGCCCCGUCUGCAGGGCCACGAACCCCUCUCCGCAGUCGGCGGAUCCUGAUGACCCAUACUCGCAUCCCUUCGGCCAUGGCAUAUCAAACAUCUGCGUGACGUGCGACACAACCGACGACCUGUGGAUAUGCCUGAUCUGCGGCAACGUUGGUUGCGGCCGAUACAAGAGGGGACAUGCCAAGGAGCACUGGAAGGAAACGGCGCAUUGCUUCAGCCUCGAGCUGGAGACGCAGCACGUCUGGGACUACGCGGGCGACAUGUGGGUCCACCGUCUGAUCCGUGAGAAGGGCGAGGGCAAGGUGGUCGAGUUCCCCAGCACCGACAUGGCGGCACGUGAUGGGGCUGGGCAGGCGGGUCCUGACAUGGACGUAGUGCCGCGCGCUAAGCUAGACAACAUCGGCAUGGAGUACACGAAUCUAUUGGCGAGCCAGCUGGAGAGCCAGCGUGUCUAUUUCGAGGAGAUUAUCAGCAAGGCGGCCGACAAGGCGGCGAAGGCAUCGGCCGCGGCGGAGGCGGCUGCCUCCCAGGCCGCAGAGGCGAUGAGCAGGCUCCAACUCCUCGAGCACGAGCACAGUGCGCUCAAGAACGAGGUCAUUCCGCAACUUGAGCGGGACCUAGAGCGUGAGCGCAAACGGGCGGACAAGUCGACCGAAGUCGCCAGAAAGAUGGGCCAAUCACUGCAAGAGGAGAAGAAGAUCAACGAGGGCCUGCUUGAGAAGAUUCAGCACGUGAACAAGGAGAUGGAGUCAUGCAAGGCGCUUAAUGAGGGGCUGAAGGCAGAAGUUGCAGAGCAGAAAGACAUGAACCACGACUUGACGCUGUUUAUCUCCGGGCAGGAGAAGCUCAGGGAGAUGGAGCAGGAGGGCAAAGUGACACAAGAGGAGCUCGAGGAGGGCGAAGCGAGUGUGCCUGAGAAGAAGGGGAAGGGGAAGGGCAGAGGCAGGGGAAAAGGAAGGUCUCGCGAUCUCUCUCAUUUCACCAUCAACAUAAUCCUGUCUGCGCAGACUUGUAAUAGCAAGGAAGUCCCAUGGCCCGAGUCGGGCACCGAGACUACGGAACAGCGGCAAUGUACUCUGCCUUUCUGCUGCAUCCAGCAUCCAGCAUCCGGCAUCGAGAGGCUCAGCCCAUUUUCCAGCCCCAGAUCGUCGCCACCCGCUCGGAUUCCAACCGCAGGUGAGCUCAGGACUACUGGAGUUGGAUCAUGGCUGUCAACUCCGUCUGAGAUUUCAUCCCGACCUCGUGUUCUCGAAUACACUGCCGGCUGCCAGCGUCCAGCGCCCACCACAUCGUCGGCUUCAAUCAGUCAGUCCACUGCCGGAUUCGAUCAGCACCCCACCACACCACAAAACCAGUCUGGUGCCUGGCGUCCGGGUCAUUGUUUCUCUCUGUCCUUUACCAACGCACCAGCACCACUACUUCGUGCAUCCGUCCGAGCAGCCGACGACAUGCCUUCCGAAAAAGCCUCGGCCUCGGGCUCGGGCUCGGCCCUGCCUGUACCGCCCCAGAGCGCAGACUCUCCAAAGCCUGCCAAGGAACUCUAUCCCAUGAGCAACAGGAAAUAUGACACUUUCUUGUGGUUCAUGUCCAUUUUCGUCGAUCUUUUCUUCCGCGAGGUCCAUCCCAGGGGCUCCUGGAAGGUCCCGAGGCAGGGCCCUGUCCUGUUCGUUGCCGCGCCCCACGCCAACCAGUUUGUCGACGCCCUGAUCCUCCAGCGAACCUUGAAGAAGGAAGCCAAGCGUCGGGUCUCCCUCCUCGUGGCUCAAAAGUCUGUCCACGGCUUCAUCGGCUGGGCCUCUCGCCAGACCGGCGCUGUUCCUGUUGGCCGCGCGCAGGAUGCUGCCAAACCCAAGGAUGGCCUUGUAUACCUCCCCGACCCCAUAGGCGACCCGACUCUGAUCCGGGGCGUCGGCACACACUUUGACAGAGAUGCGGAAUUAGGUGGUAUGAUCUUUCUGCCCGCCGGCAAAGGUCAGGCAAGCACGAGCGUUGAUAUAGCGGAGAUUCACGGGCCCGAGGAAAUACGCGUAAAGAGACCGUUCAAGACAAGGUUGGCCGUAUUCCAGCUGACAGGGCGCGACGACAUCGACGACUCCGCCAACUUCACCAACAAGGAUUUGAAGGGCAUCAAAGAUGGCUACGAGGGCACCCCGUACAAGCUGGCCCCUCACAUCGACCAGACUAAGGUUUACGAAGCAGUCUUUGACCGGCUGCGAUCCGGAGGCUGCGUGGGCAUCUUUCCCGAGGGCGGUAGUCAUGAUCGCACCGGACUACUUCCCUUGAAGGCUGGCGUUGCCAUUAUGGCUCUUGGGGCUCUUGCGGACUCUCCCGAGGUCGACCUCAAGAUUGUACCGGUUGGCAUGAACUACUUCCACGCCCACAAGUUCCGGUCGAGGGCGGUGGUCGAGUUUGGUCAGCCUAUGGAAGUCUCCAGGGAGCUCGUUGAAAUGUACAAGAACGGCCAGAGGCGAGACGCUAUCGGCCAGUUGCUGGACACCGUAUAUCAGGGCCUGGCUGCCGUCACCGUGCAGACGCCAAACUACGACACUCUGAUGCUCAUCCAGGCCGCCCGGCGGCUUUAUAAGCCCACUGGAAAGAAGCUACCGCUCCCGUAUGUGGUGGAGCUGAACCGAAGAUUGGCAAUGGGCUACGAGAAAUACAAAGACGACGAGCGCAUCGUCCAGCUGUCGGAGGCGGUCAAGGACUACAACAAGCAGCUCCGCUACCUCAACAUGCGCGAUCAUCAAGUUCAAUAUGCCAGGAUGCCCAUACACACAGUCAUACUCACAACCAUUUACAGGGUGCUCAAGCUACUGGUGCUCCUGGUCGGCACGCUGCCCGGCCUCCUCCUUUUCACCCCCGUUUUUGUAUUGACAAAGUUUAUCAGCAUAAAGAAGGCCAGAGAGGCAUUGGCGGGCUCCUCGGUCAAGAUCCAAGGUCGCGACGUGAUGGCAACAUGGAAGAUAAUGACAGCCUUGGGCUUUGCACCGAUCCUGUACAACACGUACAUUUGUAUCUUCGUCUGGAGAGUCUACGCGGACCGUCUCUGGGGCUACUGGGAUUAUGUCCCAAGAUGGAUACCUCUGUGGACGGCCUUCCCGAUCGGCUGGGUAGUCUUCCCUUUGAUCACUUUUGCGGCCCUCCGGUUGGGAGAGGUGGGGAUGGACAUUUUCAAGUCGCUGCGCCCUCUUGUUAUGUGCCUCAACCCUGCUUCCAGCUACAAUAUCUACCAGCUGAGGGAGCGGCGGGCGGAGCUGAGUGAGCGGGUGACAGAGGUCAUCAACGAACUCGGGCCUGAAAUGUUCCCCGACUUUGACAAGACGCGGAUCGUGGCCGACCCAUCCAAGGACGACGGCCGGCCGAGGACACCGGGCAGGCCGCCGACCAAGAGACGCGACAGUGACAUGUCGAGCACAGGCCUCGAGCCGGAGAGCCCGACGCGGCCACUCGCGAGGCGCGACACAACGUCGUCCAGCCGGGGGCUUCCAAAGAACGAGUCCUACAGCAACAUCGGCAAGGUUGGCAUCUUCUCCACCCGGCCGCCGUCGCGGUCGAGGAGCAGGAGCAGCAGCUCAGGUGGCGCGUUCGGCUCUGCUGGGUUCCCCGUCAGUGCGUUCACCACGCUGGACUCCAAAGAGGGCCUGGACGAGGUCAGCAGGAAGAUCCGGCAAGAGAUGAAGGAACGAGGCGAGCUGAGGAGACGGAAGAGCGCGGGCAAGAAAGCAUUCGAGCUGCAAAGCAACGACGGCGAGAGCGACGAUGAGGACGAAGCGGAUGGCAGGCAACAGCCACUGCUUACCUAUGCAGCUUGUUUGCUGGGCAAGCUCGUCGUCCUCGAAGCAUGUCGUAUCUCCGGGGCAAGAGGCCAUGCAGCCGUGGCAGCCCAUGACUUGUGGCCGGGGUUCGGUCGGACUUACGAGGAGCGGUAUAGGGCGCGGUAUAGGGCGCCCCGGCCCGCCGCGGCGGCGUUCAAGCCUUUUGCGGCCGGUGAAGCCACCAACGAGGCGACCUGUCUUGUCCGCGCGACAGCACCACUGACGACCCUCCUCGACAACUUAGUGAAAACGAGGCAACAGGUCCCGAAGCUCAGUCGGAAGAUGUUCAAGUCGCUCGUUAAUGGCGCCAAGAAGCUUGCCAUUGGGGAACCCGGCGGUGCGCCAAUCAGCCAGCUCUUCCCCAAGGUCGACCCCGCGGUCGACGGCGAGGACUGCCUAAGGGACUGCGAAAGUUGCCCUACACACUAUCCCAGGAACUUCAAGAUCGAAGAGAGCGACGAUCUCUAUGGCCAUAUCAAGGGAUGGAGCACCCACGUCUUGGUGGCCACGGGCAAGGCGGACUGGACGCACAAUGUCGCCGACGAGAAAGGCAGUUUGAUGCAAGCCAUGGACAAGGCAGAAAAGCCGAACAACGGACGGCUCAUGCUCUCGGCCUCCAACAUCCCAACCCCCCACCAUAGCAGCGACUACUCGGAGCCUACGACGCUUCUCCUACUGCCCGCCUUCGUCGUGAUAGAGAACGUUACGCCGGCCUCGGUCCAUACGCUGAUCUCCGAGUAUAUCAACAAGUCACCCACCAACACAUCCGCCCUCCAACCCGUCUCGGCUGCGAUACCAGAGUCCCUGCCGCCGCCAGACCUUCCCGAGCCAGCGGCAAAAAUUGAAGGAUUGAGAAGCCGUCCAAGUCCUCAUGCCGUCGUGAUACUGCUAUGCUCACAAAAGACCCGUGACGCACGGUGCGGUCAAUCGGCACCGCUUAUCCGAAAAGAGCUGGAGCGGCAUCUACGGCCGCUUGGCCUGCAACGUGACCUGGACGACGAGCGACCUGGUGGUGUGGGCAUCUACUUCAUCUCGCACGUCGGAGGGCACAAGUACAGCGCGAACGUCAUGAUCUACCGGCGGCCAGACGCCUUCGGGCUGGAUGGUCUGGCGAGGACGAGCGUGAAAGAGGGCGAGAACUGGGCACCUACGAAGAAGGACCCGACGAACGGAGGCGAAGGGGAUGCGGGCGCUGCGCAGUGCAUAUGGCUAGGAAGGGUGAAGCCGGAGGACUGCGAGGGCAUUGUCAAGUACACGGUGCUUCAGGGCAAGGUCGUCAAGCCCGAGUCGCAGCUCAGGGGCGGUUUCGACAGAUCAAAAGGCCUGAUGAGUUGCUUCUGGGUGAUAUGCGUCCCCGGCUCACAGGGUGAAGACCCUCACCCAGACACAUUUGUACAGGGCACGCAGAGCUAG
This is a messenger RNA of Diaporthe amygdali, 7041 nucleotides long. RefSeq lists its product as uncharacterized. The record is from RefSeq and is a predicted model, not a curated record. NCBI's taxonomy places the organism in Eukaryota, Fungi, Ascomycota, Sordariomycetes, Diaporthales, Diaporthaceae. Gene Ontology annotation, cellular component: endoplasmic reticulum membrane. Bases 1 to 7041 code for a protein of 2346 amino acids. The transcript has 11 exons. Gene Ontology annotation, molecular function: glycerone-phosphate O-acyltransferase activity; zinc ion binding; glycerol-3-phosphate O-acyltransferase activity. Gene Ontology annotation, biological process: phospholipid biosynthetic process.